GGUGAUAAUGAGGUGGGGUAAGACAUGCCCCAUCUGGUCCAGGUGUGUUGUACCUAUUCCCAUUUCUUACAUAUGACAUCUUCUUCCAAGAAACACCUACUUCUCUGCAGCCACGUGAGGAAACUUUUGAACAAUCUCUGAUUUUUGGUUUUAACUUAUUGGACAGUAUUUUUGUUUUCACAGUCUCUCUCUUGAUUGCUGGAUAAUCAAAUAUGUUGUACUUUCAGAGCUGUAUCGUAUGGUGUUUCCUAAUCCCAGCUCUACACAUCUUUGCCACUGCUUUGGAAACCUGCAACACAGCCUGGUUUGAUGAUGGAGAUGUGUCCAGAGAGGGCGACUUCGAGCUCCUCGGUGACCUCAGAAGGAACCACUGGACAAGGAUCUGCUCCAACCCGGUGGACAUGGAGGUUCAAACCAUCUCUGGGAUCAAAUCUCAGCACACCAGGAAUACCUUUCAUAAGUACAGUGCAACAGAGGGCUUUGUGUGCCUCAACUCAGAACAGAAAUGGAGGAAAUGUGAUGACUACAAGGUCAUGUUCACCUGCUCAGGACAGUUUUGCUCAGAGUGCAGGACGCGCUGGUUCGACUCUGACAACUCAACAGGAAAUGGAGACUACGAGGUCCUCAGUGAGCUCCUCAUGAGGUAUCCCAGAGAGAUCUGCCCUCAGCCAAUAGCCAUCGAGGCCCAGACCAUCUCUGGAAACCCAGCCUCCAGCACCUCCGAUUCAUUUUUAAUUUAUGAUGCCACCUAUGGGUUUGCCUGUGUAAAUGCAGAUCAGGGAGGCAGGAGCUGUGAGGACUACAAAGUGAGGUUUACAUGUCCUGCAGCGUUCUGUCAAGUGUCAGAGGAGUGUCGAACAAGGUGGCUGAAUGGUGAUGACCCGUCAGAUGAAGGUGAUGUGGAGUCCAUACCCCAGCUAAUAAAGACGUUUCCUAGCCAUGCCUGUCGAAACCCAAUCGGCAUUGAGGCCAAGACAACAUAUGGAAUAUCUGCAAAAAACACCAGAGACAUUUUCCUCUCAUAUGAUGUUACAUUUGGGUUUGCGUGCAUCAACAAAGAGCAGGAGGCAGGGCGAUGUGAAGAUUACCAAGUGUUGCUGACUUGUCCCUCAGAUUUCUGUCAAGGUUGCAGGACUCGUUGGUUUGACUUCGACAAUCCCACUGGGCGAGGGGACUAUGAGACCCUCCUCCAGCUGGAGAUGGUAUUUCCCAAUGAGGUCUGCUCCCAGCCUGUGGCGAUCGAAGCCAUGACUGUGUCUGGUACUCCUGCGUUAAAGACCGGUGACAUCCUCCAAGUGUAUGAUGCCACUCAUGGGUUUGCCUGUGUGAAUGCUGAGCAGCCUGGCGGAAGACGCUGUCAAGACUACAAGGUCCGCUUCACCUGCCCGCUGUCUUUCUGUUUGGUGCACAAUCAGUGGUCAUGAGGACAGACAUGACACUGCAGGACGCCACAUUACUGUUUGAAGGCAUAUACAUAGUCAUGAUUAUUAAAUAGAUGCUAUAAAAGAUGUUAAAAUAAUCUAAUCACUUGUCACUUGUGACGGUGUGUUGUCCUUCAAAAUGUUGCACUUGUAUAGAGAUAGCUCAACAAUAUUGAUUGUAUUAUUACAGCAUUUAC
Molecule: messenger RNA, 1618 nt
Organism: Myripristis murdjan (pinecone soldierfish)
Lineage: Eukaryota; Metazoa; Chordata; Actinopteri; Holocentriformes; Holocentridae
Gene: muc5.7
Exons: 11
Coding region: 213-1424 (403 amino acids)
Source: RefSeq, a predicted model, not a curated record